Messenger RNA from Racocetra persica, 153 nucleotides. The record is from the annotation of a GenBank genome assembly. Lineage: Eukaryota; Fungi; Glomeromycota; Glomeromycetes; Diversisporales; Gigasporaceae.
GAAAACAAGAAAAGUAGAUGUAGAAAAGGAAGUUAUGAAAAAUCAAUUCGACAAAGCUGUGAUGUUUUUGUCGAUGAUUAUGAUAUUUUUCAAGUUUUUAGAAAAUCUCUAUGCGGUAAUUUGGAUUCUGUUAAAUUAAGCUUGGAAUUAUAA